AGGGAUUUUAAUAUUGCAGAGAAAGAGGAAGACAUUAACUACUAUGCUGGUUUUGUAGGGUCUGCAUAUAUGAUUGGAAGAGCAUUGACAUCUGUCUUUUGGGGGAUGUGUGCUGAUCGAUAUGGUCGAAAACCGGUUAUUACUAUAGGAACUUCAACUGUCGUUAUUUUCAACACACUUUUCGGUUUUAGUGUCAAUUAUUGGAUGGCUAUCAUUACAAGGUUUCUUCUUGGCUCUUUAAAUGGGCUACUUGGACCUAUAAGGGCAUAUGCAUGUGAACUUUUCCGUGAGGAACAUCAAGCUUUAGGAUUGUCAUCUAUUAGUACAUCAUAUGGGAUAGGAUUGGUCAUUGGUCCAGCUUUGGGAGGUUUCCUUGCACAGCCUGCAGAGAAAUUUUCAAGUCUAGUAUCUUCAGAUUCUCUAUUGGGGAGAUUUCCAUACUUACUGCCUUGCCUUUGCAUCUCUAUUUUCGCACUUUUUGUGACCACUGGUGCAAUAUGGCUUCCGGAAACGCUACACUUUCACCAAAAAAAUGAGGUGGAGUCUACUUCAUAUGUAGUUGAUGCCGAGGAAAAUACAAAUGAGAAAAAAGAUUCUACUUUGAUAAGCCUCCUUAAGAACUGGCCUUUAAUGUCUUCUAUCAUUGUCUAUAGUGUUUUUUCUCUCCAGAACAUGGCUUACUCGGAGAUUUUCUCAUUAUGGGCUGUUAGCCCGAGGAGUUUGGGGGGACUUAGUUAUACUACUGAGGAUGUUGGCAUAGUCCUAUCUAUCACAGGGUUAAGCCUUCUCCUUUUCCAAAUGGCAUUAUAUCCGAUUGCAGAGAGGAGAUUUGGGCCCAUAAUGGUAGUUCGCAUGUCAGGAGUUUUGUCUAUACCUCUACUCGCAAGUUAUCCAUACAUAGCGAUGCUAUCUGGCUUCAUGCUCUUCUUUACAUUAAGUUGUGCUUCGAUUGUGAGAAGCGUUCUAUCAGUGUGCAUCACAACUGGGACCUUAAUGCUGCAAAAUAAAGCUGUGGAUCAACACCAAAGAGGUGCAGCCAAUGGUAUUGCCAUGACUUUGAUGUCAAUUUGUAAAGCCAUUGGUCCUGCAUGUGGGGGAGCACUUUUAUCAUGGUCUCAAAAGAGACUUAAUGCAGCAUUUCUUCCAGAUUGUUUAAGCUAUAAGAUCUAUAUAGCUGAAAAGGAAAAUGGUCAAAUGUGUCAACACGUGUUGAAAAUAAGAGAAGUGUUCAAUCAAAUAAAACCUUUAAAAUGA
This is a messenger RNA of Helianthus annuus (common sunflower), 1254 nucleotides long. RefSeq names its product protein ZINC INDUCED FACILITATOR-LIKE 1. The transcript has 15 exons. Gene Ontology annotation, molecular function: solute:potassium antiporter activity. Gene Ontology annotation, cellular component: plant-type vacuole membrane; plasma membrane. Bases 70 to 1254 code for a protein of 394 amino acids. Gene Ontology annotation, biological process: transmembrane transport; regulation of stomatal closure. The record is from RefSeq and is a predicted model, not a curated record. Lineage: Eukaryota; Viridiplantae; Streptophyta; Magnoliopsida; Asterales; Asteraceae.